GAUUUGCCGAUUAAAAGAAAACGUGGCUUUAUUAUUUGGAAUCCUGAAUCUCCAUCAUCUGUAUCGAGAAUUGUACAAAAAUGGAAAUCACAGCAAGGAACAUCAUAAAAUUUUUAGUGAUACAUCAUGGCCUUAGCUGGUGCAAAAUUAUGGAAAGAAUCAGCUACAUUAAUUCUAUUAGCCCGAAACAGCAAAGCACAAGUGAAAACAGAUAAAUUUGACUAUAAGGUUCUGGUUUUAAAAAGAAGUGCUAAAUCAGGCUUUAUGCCAUGCAGCUUAGUUUUUCCUGGUGGUGUAAUUGAGAAGGGAGAUUCCUCUCGGGACUGGUUAGCUUUAUAUGAAUCUUUAGGAGUAUCGUCCAGCUCUCUAAAAAGAGUCACUCAUGUAUCAGGAGAGAGACCGCCUAUAUUCCAAUAUAAACCUAGUGAACUCGAAAUGAAAAGAGAAAUAUCAUUGCGGAUAUCGUGUAUACGUGAGACUUUUGAAGAACUUGGUGUUUUACUGUGCAGAGACAAAGAAGACAUUCAAAGGGAAGCUGAAAAUGAAAGUGUUGCAUCUCAAUUUGCAACUUUUAAAUCUAUAGAAGAAGUUAAAAAUUGGCAGACAAAAGUCCAUAAUGAUCAUAAUGAGUUUAUACAUCUGUGUGAGACCCAUUCUUUGGUUCCUGACAUAUGGGGUACGCAUGAAUGGAGCGCCUGGUUAACACCCACAGCAUUAAAAGGACCCCGUUUUGAAGCUGCCUUUUACUUGGCUGCAGUCAAUGAAGUACCUGAAGUAUAUGCAGAAAAAACUGAAGUUCAAAAUGCCAGAUGGAAUUCUCCUGCGGAGCUUUUAGAAUUGCAUGAUAAAGAGCAGGAGUGGUUACCUCCACCACAACAUUAUGAACUUUCCCGGCUUGCAGGAGUAGAACAACUGGAUAAUGUAGCAACAUUUGCAAAACAGAGGAGUAGUAAAGGCACCAAGUUAUUCUAUCCCAUAUUUGUUAAUGCAAAAGAUGGAAUUAUACAUCUUUUACCAGGUGAUAAGCAUUAUCCAGAGAAACCCAACUUGGAAAAUGGAGAGGGUGAUGCAAAGCAUCAGAAUGAUAUUCCCAUGGAGAAACAAAGACCAAGUGACGGCCCUGUUCAUAGAACUGAACACCGUCAAAGAUUCUUUAAAAUGCAACUUGUCGUAUCUGAAUUUGAGCCACACUGUGGCCAUUUGAAACCUAUUAUUAACACAAAGCCUAAACCUGUAGUUGAUUCGAAGUUAAAAGUAACUGUUAACGUGGCAAAACCACAACAAACUAAGAAAACUGUUGUUGUUGAUGCUAAGACGAAGGUAACUCCUGUUGCUGAUGCUAAGACAAAAGUAACUCCAGUUGCUGAUAAAAGCAAGCAAGUGAAGCCAAUUGUUAAUAAAGAAAAACCAAAAGAUGAUGUAGCAAAAACAAAUUUGAAAAAGACUGAAGUGAAACCGAGCACGAGCCCAAAGAAAAUAGCAUCAAAAGAAGAAGUGAAGCCUGUUGAAUCAAAAGAUAAACCAGAACAAUAAUUAUGAUAAUCGUAGAAUUUGAAAUUUUAUAAUACAUUCCAUAUAAGUAUG
Ctenocephalides felis (cat flea) is the source of this 1584-nucleotide messenger RNA. RefSeq names its product nucleoside diphosphate-linked moiety X motif 19-like. Bases 127 to 1533 code for a protein of 468 amino acids. The transcript is spliced from 7 exons. The record is from RefSeq and is a predicted model, not a curated record. Lineage: Eukaryota; Metazoa; Arthropoda; Insecta; Siphonaptera; Pulicidae. Gene Ontology annotation, cellular component: mitochondrion. Gene Ontology annotation, molecular function: hydrolase activity, acting on acid anhydrides, in phosphorus-containing anhydrides.